Messenger RNA from Paramisgurnus dabryanus, 1177 nucleotides. NCBI's taxonomy places the organism in Eukaryota, Metazoa, Chordata, Actinopteri, Cypriniformes, Cobitidae. The record is from RefSeq and is a predicted model, not a curated record.
UAUGAUUUUAUUUUUUAGCUUCUGGUACCAUCUCCACAAUUCAAUUGUUUCUUCCACUUUUGGUCUGAGUUUGAUCACUCACACGUCCACCAAACAGCUGUGGUUGAUUAAACAGGGGGAGACUAACGGUUGGGAAAAUGCUACUGUGUUAAUUGGUAAUCGUCUACAAGGAGUGAAGAUCGCAUUUUAUGUAGAGCCUGCCUUUAUUGGAAAUCAGGAUAUCAUGCUGGAUGACAUCACACUGAUAGACUGUGCAGAGGCAGAUGUUCCUGCAGGUUCAGAUGAGCUCAGCUGUGAUUUUGAGAAAGACACCUGUGCCUGGUACGAUGACCAGUCAGCUAAACUCACAUGGCAGAGGGCAAAUGGAAAAAAGCCUGAUCAGGGACCUGGACAUGAUCACACCACUGGAUCUGGCUAUUAUAUGUUUAUAACAUCGAACUCUAAACCACCUGAGACAGCCCGACUGGUCAGCUUUCCACAGAAGUCCAAGUGUGUCAGCUUCUGGUAUCUAAUGUAUGGUGCAAACAUUGGGUCUCUCAGAUUCAUUACUAAGCAAUCCGAUGGAGAGCAUUCUCUUAUAUGGAUGAGAACUGGGACUCAAGGCAACAAAUGGCGUUUCGUGGACCUUAGCUUUGCAGAUAUUGAUGAACCAAUUCAGUUUAUGUUUGAAGGGACCCUGGAAGGCACCAAAGGCUACAUUGCAAUAGAUGACGUGCAAGUGUCAAGCAGUGUAAAUGGGUCCUGUCCAGCUGAACGAGAGUGCACUUUUCAGGGUUCUCUCUGCGGCUUUCAGUCUGAUCCCACAACAGAUUUUACCUGGAUAAGAACCAAAGGAGAAUUGGUCACUGGCACCCCCAGCCCUCCAGUGGACCACACGCUGGGAACUGACAAAGGCUUCUACAUGAGUGCACAGCUGUGGCAGUACCCCAGUGAAAAAAGAGGCAGCAUGGUAACCAAAGUCCAUCAGCCAACCCUUGAGCAUGGGGAAUGCUGGAUGUUCUGGUACCACAUGGAUGGAAAAAACGUAGGUUCUCUAAACAUCUAUGUCCAGGAGCUGAACAGUACCAGAUCUCAGAUGCCUGUGUGGAGCAUGAGUGGAGAUCAGGGAGAACAGUGGAGACAUGGCAGAGUAUCUGUCAUUAGCCCUCACAGCCCAUACAAGGUAAUAAUUGCAUAA